Molecule: messenger RNA, 787 nt
Organism: Thalassophryne amazonica
Lineage: Eukaryota; Metazoa; Chordata; Actinopteri; Batrachoidiformes; Batrachoididae
Gene: dynll2a
Product: dynein, light chain, LC8-type 2a
Exons: 3
Coding region: 145-414 (89 amino acids)
Biological process (GO): microtubule-based process; cilium assembly
Cellular component (GO): cytoplasmic dynein complex
Molecular function (GO): dynein light intermediate chain binding; dynein intermediate chain binding
Source: RefSeq, a predicted model, not a curated record
GGGGAUCUGUAGGACCACAGCACAUAACCAACCUACAUGCUUAUUGUGUAAAUCUUUAUUGUGUAAAGCUUUAAAAAAGCUCCUGCAGAAGGAAUUCAAGGAAAGUGUUGUAGCGGCGCAGUGUGAGCAGGUUUCUUCAACAUCAUGACCGACAGGAAAGCUGUGAUCAAAAACGCAGACAUGUCCGAGGACAUGCAGCAGGACGCUGUGGACUGUGCCACCCAGGCCAUGGAGAAGUAUAAUAUCGAGAAAGACAUCGCAGCCUACAUCAAGAAGGAGUUUGAUAAGAAAUACAACCCAACCUGGCACUGCAUUGUGGGGAGAAACUUCGGCAGCUAUGUGACCCACGAGACGAAGCACUUCAUCUACUUCUACCUCGGCCAGGUGGCCAUUUUGCUCUUCAAGUCUGGCUGAGGCAUCUGCGUGAGGUGUGGUGUUGGCUCUCUGACUCGUAACUGCACUGGUGGCUGAUGUCUCCCAUACACUAAUAACAUCCCAUAAAGAUGCAAACGACUGUGCACACUUGCAUGGACUACACACUACUUAAUAUGUAUGUUACAGUAAGUUUAAUUUUUGACAGUUGCCUCUGGGAUGCAGCUGCACUCGCUUUUUGUUAAUGCUGUUAAAUCUCUAGUUUGUGAAAAAACUCAACUCUUGAUUGUACAAUAAAGGGAACCUGUAAAUUAUUACAGUGCAUCUGCUUUCCAUCAGAAAUAACCCUGUAACAGCAUUCCACCAGUCAGUGUAGUUGGUGAAAUCGUGAACUGUACACACAUAAUGGAAAAAA